GCAGAUGAGUGUGGGUUAUCAGAGCCUUGGGUCUCAUCGUUGAAAAACAACGGUGUGGCCACCUUCGCAAAGCUGAGUUUUGCAAUUACAAGUCCGGGUACGGUGGCAAGCGAUGAUCAAGUGACACGCUUCAUGGCCAAUUUGAGGCCUGGAGUGGUGGCCACGAUAGCAGAUCUUUCAGCCUUCAAGAGGAUCUUAUUUGAAUCGCAAACCCUUAUGAUUCACAGGUUCAAGUCUGCGGCCAAGGGCGAUGACUUGACUCCCAAAAGAAUGCCAGCGCCUGAACGCGAUGCCAGGCUGGCGUUGCAACGUCAGCAUUUGAGGGGCCUGGAUAUCUCAGGUCCUUUGGAACCAGCGCAUAGCCUGUAUGACAUGUGUGCUCAGAUGGUGGAGCGCAAUGAGGUCGCGUACAUCAGUCCUUCCAAGUGUUUGUCUCGGCAGCAGGAGUUGAUGGGAGCAAAGCCUGAAAAGGAGCUGCAGUUGGAUGCUUCCAAGACCGGCCUGAUCAUCAAGGAGCAGCCCAUCACACAGGAGAUUAGUUUGACAUCGGAUCUAGCUCUUUUUCAAGCCAUGCAGCGUAGAGCCCUUGCCAUGGACCUUGCCAACUUGGCCACCUAUGAGGUCAUGAAGAAAUGGGUUGAUCGGAUGUUUGCGGUUUUUUCUCAGCCAGCCGCCCCAGGUUUUUCGAAAAUCUCUCAAGCACAGCUUCUACGAGCAGACCGACAGGCCUUUGUGCGUUUGAGUGAAACCUUCACUGGGUCAUUGAAGGUCAUGCCCAUGGCGGGCAAACCCUUGGACCCAAUGAUUGAGAAGCUGGAGAAUGAUGUUUCGGUGACCUAUUUCAUGUUGCCAGCAGAGUAUACACCGCAGCUUGCAAAAGCGCUUGCCACAACCAUUUUGGAAGCCGUUGCAGGCACCCUCAAGCUGACCAAUGUCUCCCAGGUGUCGAAGAGGCUCAAACUGUCGCAUUUUCACGCCAUUGCAGCCGGCAAGCAGCCGACUAAGAUGACUUCCCUUCCUACGGCGCUGGGUGAUGUGGAUUCUGGAGUUGCAGUGACGGGGGGAGCGCAUUUGGUUUGCAACAGAGGUAUUUGUGCACGCAAGGAACCACAUCUUAAAUUGGAGCGGUUGGAAAUUGUGGGUGACUGCAACGACUUUGUUUUUGGCGUGCGUUGGUCUCCUGAGCAAUUUCUUGAGCAAGCGGUGCUCGUGGGGCAUCCCUUCCGUGAGUUUUCUGGGCUGCUUCCUGAAGUCAAGUUGGCAUGCGAGAAACUGACUAGCUGGAGCCACGAGGACUUGGUCAACUGGAGGUGCAAGAAAUUGGGUGAGUGGUUGCGUCUUGCUAAAUCCUUGCAAGGUGAGGAAAAGGCCCUGAAGGACAGGAUGCCUGAGGCCAGGCGUCGUAUUUUGGAAAGGAAGCGCGUGGCUUUGAUGAGGCACCUCAUUCGGCAAGAAGGAUAUGAUGAUCACACCCUUGCAGAUGACAUUGAGUUCGGCUUUAACCUUGUAGGAGAUUGUCCAAAAUCAUCGGUUUUGCCCUCAAAGCUGGUUCCAGCCACGAUAUCGAAAGAUGACCUGCGCAGGCACUCCGCCAAAGCCAGCAAAGCUCUACGCUAUAUGACAAGGAGCAGUGGCGAUGUGGAGUUGGACGCGGGCCUCUGGACCAAGACGAUGACUGAGGUCGAGAAGGGUUGGCUCAUAGGUCCCAUUCCGUGGGAGACGCUGCCUGUUGGUGCUGCAGUGUCCCGGAGGUUCCCCCUUUCUCAAGCUGGAAAGGUUAGGCCGAUUGAUGACUUGAGCCAAAGUCAGGUCAACUCCACAGUGAAUACAUUCGAGCAGGCUACAGUGGAUGGCCCGGAUGUAAUUUGCAGUCUUGCUACCUAUCUGAUGAGGUGCCUGGUGGACCAGGGACGGCCGUCCUGCCUGAAAGGGCGGUCCUUAGACCUCGCGUCGGCGUAUCGACAGCUUGCAAUCGCAGAUGAGUCAUUGCAACAUUCGUUUCUGUCUGUGUACGACCCGGAAGGUGGUUCAGCCAAGCUUUUUCAGCAGGUAGCAUUGCCUUUUGGUUCGCGAUCGGCUGUCAACGCCUUCAUAAGAUGCGCCAGAUUUCUACAGUGGAUAGCAGCGAAAGUGUUCAUCCUGCCUUUGACUUGCUACUUUGACGACUUCGUUGCAUUUUCCAUGCCGAGCUUGUGCAACAACAGUCAAUCUACCCUGUGCUUGAUGCUCGACAUUCUAGGUUGGCGAUUUGAUCGUGAGGGUCCGAAGAGUGAUGAUUUCUCGGAAAGCGUGUCGGCUUUGGGUGUCCUUUUUGACCUCACCGAGUCAGAACGCGGGAUACUCAGGGUUUGCAACACGACCAAACGAAUCAAUGACGCAACUUUGAUUUUGGAUGAUGUGCUGUCCAACGGGAGGUUGGUGAAGAAGGAUGCACUGUCUUUACGAGGAAAGUUGGCGUUUUGUGAUGCUUUCAUUUUUGGGCGAGUUGGCAAGCUGGCUCUUCAAGAUAUCACGAAACAUGCGUACGCCAAUCCCUUUGUUUCCCAACUUUCUGAAAGACUGGUUGAGUCUUUGCGUCGCUUGCGGGGUAGGCUAGUUUCUGGUUCACCAAGAGUUUUGACCUGUAAGAUGCUUGAGACAUUUUUCCUUUUUACGGAUGCGAGUUUCUGCAGAAGUAGUGGUGGUGGCUUUGGCGCCUUCCUAGCCGCCCCGGACGGCGCCGUGAUUUCCUGGUUUGGCAUUCAUGUCGAGGCUGAGCGUUUUGCAAGGUGGUUUGAGCAAGGAAGACAAACCUCAUCGGGGAAUUUGAAACCCUUGUUGUCGACAUUGCCCUGA
This is a messenger RNA of Durusdinium trenchii, 2835 nucleotides long. The record is from the annotation of a GenBank genome assembly. NCBI's taxonomy places the organism in Eukaryota, Dinophyceae, Suessiales, Symbiodiniaceae.